AUGUCAGACAACAAUCAUUUAGGAACAAGCAACUUGAAUGUCGAUAGAAUGAAGAGGAAAAGUAGAGCUGUAUGGCAGACCAAUGCCCCUUCAAAUAACCCAUAUGCAAACGCACCAUCAACCGGUCGUCCACGAAGUAGAAGUCGAGGCAACACGGCCGCUUCUAUUUAUGCCAAUCCAUACGCAGAUGUAGGCAGUCAACAUGGUGCAAAUAAUAACAGUAACAGUAACUUAUUGGCUGUUCCCGGUUCUGGGUCAAGUCCUUAUGGGGAUCUUAAUGCAAGCAAACAACAUAAUAGAAGAUUAAGUAUACAUGUGUCAGCACGUCAGCAUGGUCGUUCAUUUUCUCAAGUCAAUCCAAUUGAUGUUGCAAAUCCACCACCAUUACCAAAUAUAGCCGGACUUGAUGUCAAGUCUUCUGAAUUGUCAAUUGCACAAAAGAUAUCGAAAGAAAUCAGUCAAGGAUCAGCUGCGGAAAUUGAUGAUUACUACAAAACAUUAUUGAAACAACGUGAUUUAAUAAAGAGAGAUAUGAAGGAUAAUAUCAAUCAAAACCAAAAGAAUAUAUUGCAAUUGACUAUUGAUCUUAAAGAAACUCAAGAAGAAUUGAUGGAAAUGAGAGGCAAAACUAAGGAUUUAUAUGAUGUGUUGGCUUUCUUUAGAGAAGCCGCUCAACGAAGAUUGGAUGCGGAAUUCCAACCACAACCAAACCUGCCCCAAAAACAAUCAAAUAAUCAAUUGGGUCUCCCAAGCAAUAGAAGAAAAGACCGUUCAUCUAUUAUGGUACUUAAAAAAAUGUGGGACCAAGAAAUGCAGUCUUUGUUUAAAAAUGUUGAUGGGGCAUCCAAAUUCAUUCAACCAUUACCAGGAAGACACGUCGUUGUUGAAAGUGGUAGAUGGCAUGAGGUGAAUGUUGGUAACUGGAAACCAAACAAUCCGUCACAUUUAUUUGUGUUAAAUGAUUUGAUAUUGGUAACUAUGAGGAAAUCAACUUCACUAGAAUCAGGUCAUCAACUUAGUAGCAGUAAUAGCAAUAGUACUACUUCAAAGGGUAGAUUACAAGCAGUCCAAUGCUCUCCAUUAACACAGGUGACAUUGCAACAAAUCAAACCACCAAAAGCAGAUGAAAAAUUGUACUAUAUUAAUUUGAAGACAAAAGAAUGGAGUUAUGUGUAUCUGACAGAUAGAUAUGAUCAUUUUGUGAAAGUCACCGACGCAUUCAAUCGAGGCAGAAAUGAAAUGAUCCAAAAUGAAAGAUUGGCUGAUUCUAGAAUUAGUUCCCCAACAACAAAUGGUGAACCUACUGAAGAAAAGAGACAAUUACGUGAGUCUUUAAGAAACUCGGGCACAUUUAAAGAAGGAAAUGGGAUUGUUGACGAACAAGGUAAUCGUAAAAGUGCCGGCACACCAAAUAGAAAUAGUACAGAUCAAGUCUUACAUGAUAUUUCCGCAAGGGUCCACUCACGAAAUAGAUCCCAUGAUUUUGGUACAACUACUAAAAUUGCAGCCAGUACAGCAAAUGGGAAAUCACAAUUCUUUAAUGAAAUCAAAACUUUGGAAGAUAGAUUGGAUGAUGUUGAUGUUGAAAUUUCUCAUAAUCAAUAUAGUGAAGCCGUGGAUUUGAUUGCUAUUAUUGAAACGAAAUUACGUAUGAUUGAAACUGCUUUGAUGAACCAAAAGAAUAACAAAAAUCUUAAUAUCAAUGACGAAUUGUUGCUUUUGGAUGUAUCAAAAUUAAAGAUUAACAACAGAAAAGAAAAUGUCUCAAAUGGUUUGAUUUUUGAUUUGCAACACAAUGUAUCGAAAUUGAAACAAGAUGAAAUAGAGACUAUAUUGACAUUGUUUGAUAGUUUAAAUCAACUAGAGAAAGGAGUACAAGCUUAUUUAGAUUCCAUGUCUUCAUGUUUAUCAAGUACUGUUUCAAAAUUAAUUGUUGGAUUGCAAGGAUCUACAAAGAUUGAUGUGGUCAACUACCUUUCAAACUUGAUGGUCAUCAAUGUUUCCAUUGUCAGAAGAACCAUGCAAAAUUAUGAAUCCAUAAUUGCUCCUAUUUUACAACGUCACGGAGAUGUUGAUUCAAGUGGAUUGAUCAAUUGGUGCAUUGAUGAAUUCACUAAACUUUCGAAGCAAAUCAAGAAACAUCUUUACGGUACUUUAUUGAUAUCAACUGGUAUUAAUCCAGAAACUGAUGAACCUAUAUACAAAGUUAAAGAUAGAAAAUUAUAUGAUAAUUUCUUGGAAAUUAUGCAACCACAAUUAGAAGAUUUGAAACUGGUUGGUUUGAAUGUUGAUUAUAUAUUUGAGUCUCUAUUAAACAUUGAAUAA
Molecule: messenger RNA, 2325 nt
Organism: Candida tropicalis MYA-3404
Lineage: Eukaryota; Fungi; Ascomycota; Pichiomycetes; Serinales; Debaryomycetaceae
Gene: EXO84
Product: exocyst subunit
Exons: 1
Coding region: 1-2325 (774 amino acids)
Biological process (GO): intracellular protein localization; exocytosis; Golgi to plasma membrane transport
Cellular component (GO): exocyst
Source: RefSeq, a predicted model, not a curated record